Molecule: messenger RNA, 588 nt
Organism: Rotaria socialis
Lineage: Eukaryota; Metazoa; Rotifera; Eurotatoria; Philodinida; Philodinidae
Source: the annotation of a GenBank genome assembly
AUGCCUGAAAACUUGGAACUGUGCUCGAAAGAUUCUCGAGAUCAAAAUAAACUUAUUCAUCAAUUAGAACAGCAAUUAUCGAUUAUUACACGUUUGUUAUAUACGACUAGUGUAUCCGGUGUUGAACUUGAUCGAAGCGUAUUGCCUUAUAUUGCUAAUGACAUUGUUUUUAAGGAUCCAUGGCAAGAAGGUGGCAAUAAACAUCUCUAUCGAGUUGGGAUGAAGGGUUUUCAUAAUAUGUUUCAUUUUACAUUUGAUACAUUUCAAUUAAACGUAAAAUUGAACGAUGAUCAAAAAACAGGUCGUUGUAUUGUUGAUGGUAUAAUGAAUGUAAAUCAAUUUUCUUGGAUUUAUUCAUAUCCUUUACGUUCAAUUUUGGUCUAUGAAUUUCGUUUAUUAAAUAGUCAAACUGUGGAUGUACCACAGUUUGAAAUAUUUCGACAUGAAGAAAUGUGGUCACUGGCAGAUAUGAUUGAUGCAAUACCAAUAGUUGGAUGGCUAUAUAAAAAUAUUUUCCGUCGCGGAUAUCAAUCAGCAUUGAAUAUAUUAAUAACAACGAUUAUUUCCAUGAUUGAAUUAAUAACAUGA